GGACGUCAGCGCGGGGAUGGGCGGGUCUCGGUACGGAAAAUGUGGGCCCCACCCACGAACUUUAAAGACAGCCGAAGCCUCGACAGACAGAAGACGUACUCGCCAAGGAAGUGACCAAAAGCUAAUUGACAAGAAUGAGCUACCCUGGAUAUCCCCCUCAGGGUGGAGCAUACCCUCCACAACCCGGUGCCUACCCACCUCAGCCUGGAGUUUAUCCUCCACAGGCAGGAGGCUACCCACCACAGCCAAGCGGCUAUCCUCCACAGCCUGGUGCCUAUCCGCCACAGGCUGGGGGUUAUCCCCCUCACGCUGGAGGAUACCCCCCACAAGCUGGAGGCUACCCCCCACAAGCUGGGGGCUACCCCGCCGCACCCCCUCAAGGCAGUUGGGGGGGUGGCCCCGCAGGUGGAUAUCCCUCCAUUGGUCUUGACAACUUUUCUAACCCUGGAUACAAUGCUGGCAUGGGAAGCCAGAUGUCUGGAGGCGUCUUCGCCCACACACCCGGGGGGUUUGCACCAGGCCCCCAAGCUGGUGCGUAUGGUGCCCCCAGCCCUAACCAACAAUCAUAUGGCCUGUACCCACAGCCAGGAGGGACCAUGCCCCAACAACAGGGACCAGCAAUGGGCUACCCUGGUCAGCCUGGCCAGCCAAUGCCUGGAUACCCCCAGGCACCAUCGCCCAACCCACCCAUGCCAGGUUAUGGAGGGAACCCAGCACCUAUGCCAGGGUACCCCAGUGUCCCGCCAUCAAAUCCAUCCAUGCCAGCCUACGGAGGAGGAGCAAUGCCAGUAGCUCCAGCCAUCAAUAGAGGAUUCAGGGGAACAAUGAGGGACUUUCCUGGGGCUGACCCACUUAAAGAUGUGGAGGUCCUGAGAAAAGCCAUGAAGGGCUUUGGGACGGAUGAGCAAGCCAUAAUUGACCUUCUGGGAAGUCGCUCCAUUCAGCAGCGUGUACCUUUACUCAAAUCCUACAAAACCUCUUAUGGGAAGGACCUGAUUAAAGACCUGCAUUCAGAGCUGUCUGGGGACUUCAGGAAGCUGGUCAUGGCCAUGUUAAAGUCCCCAGCUGAGUUGGAUGCCUAUGAACUCAACAGUGCCAUAAAGGGAGCAGGAACUGAUGAAGCCUGUUUGAUAGAGAUUCUGUCCUCUCGCUCCAAUGCUGAAAUCAGGGAAAUUAAUCGAAUUUACAAACAAGAAUACAAGAAGUCACUGGAGACUGACAUUAAAGGGGAUACCUCCGGCCACUUUGGCAGGCUCCUAAUCUCUCUUGCUCAGGGUAAUAGAGAUGAACGAGAGACUGUUGAUAUCUCUCUGGCUAAGCAAGAUGCUCAGGCACUGUACGCUGCUGGAGAGAACAAACUCGGAACAGAUGAGUCAAAAUUCAACGCAAUCCUAUGUGCCAGGAGCAAGCCACAUCUGAGAGCAGUGUUUCUUGAGUACCAGAAGAUGUGUGGCAGAGACAUUGAGAAGAGCAUCAGCAGGGAGAUGUCUGGAGACCUUGAGAGUGGCAUGUUGGCAGUGGUGAAGUGCAUUAAGAACACGCCUGCCUACUUUGCUGAGAGACUUUACAAAGCCAUGAAGGGGCUCGGGACUAAAGACAGAACCCUGAUCCGCAUCAUGGUCUCUCGCUCUGAGGUUGACAUGCUGGACAUUCGUCAGGAGUAUGUGAAAAACUACGGCAAGUCGCUGUACACGCACAUCUCUGGAGACACAUCAGGGGACUACAAGAAACUCCUGCUGAAGCUCUGCGGUGGCAGUGACUAAAACACAAUUGCAACGCUCUAUCAAUAUUAUUUAUCCGCCCUGUUCUCUCUAUUAUACAUAACUAGCCAAACUGCAUGCCAUGCCAAUGCUUCCAAUGCAAUGUUUACCAAGCAAUAAGAACCAUCCUACAUUUUGCCACAUGCAGUUGCUUUUCUACAAGCUGAAGGUUUUAUAUUUUUUCACUCGUUAUGUUUACUAGGUAAUUGGAUGCAUGUGGCCAUAAAAUUGAUUGUAUGAGUACUUAAAUCAAAGUUUAAAGAUCUAUAUAUUUUUAAAGGUCUGUUUUUUGUUGUUUUUAUGGGAUAUUACAUAAUUAUAUAUGUUAAACAGCCAGUUUUUUGUGUUCAGCAGUGCUGGGUAAUGAGUGAAACAUGAAUUACAAACCAGCAAAGUACCAAAGAAAAAAAAGCAUGUUUGCAGCUGUAUAAUCUACUCCAAAGUAUGUCUGCAAAGUAAGUCUUUUGUUUAUCAUUGUUGUGAUUAGGAGAUGUAGAUGGCAUUGUUUUAUGUAAAAAAAGUAUUCUUACAUUUUAUAAAUUUUAUCUUCUGUUAAUUGUGGCUUAUCUUAUUUCCUAUCUGUUAUUCACAACAAAUGAAUACGAUGGAACUGCGGUUGUGACUUAAGGAAAACAAGGUGUUAAAAACACAAUUGUUUUCAUUUUGAUAAGAAGCAACCAUUGGUUUAUGCUCAUAGUGAUAUCACAAGGCUCCUCUUUUCCAGUAGAGGGCAGUGACGUCUGUUUCCACACAGCCACACCAAAAUUUCAUUUUCAACAAUUUACCAGAAUCAUGAUGCAGUCAGAGUAAAUCAAUUGUUAUCAGCAGUAUAGAUUUAUACAAGCCACAAAGACCUUGUACUUACACACUGAAUAUAAUGAAAGUUUCACAAUCAAUUUCAUAUAGUAAUAGGAAACUCCUAAAUACCUUGCAUUCACCUCAAUCAAUAUGGACAAUAAUUUGUCCUUCCUGGUGGAGUUUAAGGCCAACACGCCGGGCUGCUCGGGGCUCUAUGCCUUAUUAGGUCCUGUUGGAUUCACUUAAAAUGCUUUUGAAAACACUUGCCUGUAAAGAUGUGGUGCUGUGCUUGAGCGGGUACAGUAGUGUGUGUUAACUGCACCGCAGUCAAUAACUGAGGAGAGGAGGGGGACUGGAAUUGAUGAUGGCCAUAAAGCUUCCUUAGUCACAUUAACAAGUCUGCAACGCCCUGCCGAAAGAAUCGCUUCUGAUCAGAUCAAGUUACAACUGACUGCAAUGGGUUUGAGGGCUUGAAACAGAUGUUGUCAUUGCAUGAUUGAGAAUUCUAAUGAAGAUUAACUAGGAUUAAAUACCUUUUAAUAAGAUCAUAAAGAUCUUAUUUGAUUAGUUUUAUACAAUAAUGUUUUCGCCAGCAUUGCACAUUUGAUAUAAUGAUCAUCUGUUUGCUAGUGCCCUGCUUAAGGCAGAGACAAUCACGGUUGAUUAAAAAUCACAAUUGAGCAUUUGAUCUAAUUGUCUGCAAUACCAUUCAGUACGGUGGCCCUGCGGUGCAAAAACAAUAGCGCAAACACAAUUAUGAUACAAAAAACAUGCAAAAUGUUUUUUUGUUUCGUGUUUCUGUUUCCACUGAAAUAAUGUAAUAUGAUAAAUGAAUGUUAUAUGAUAAAUAAAUUAUGUUGUGUUACGAUGAAUGUAAUAGCAAAAGUUGCCUAAUUCAAUGCCGAUAAUGCACAGCAGGUUAAGCGGGAAUUCUAUGUUGACCCUGUGAUGAACUUGCUUACUCUACCCUGCCUUUUGCCUUUGUUUUUAUCAUUUUACAUCUUGGAAUUUCUUGGUGCUGUUGAUUGUUUUGUAUUUUUACACUUUCAAGCCAGUUUCUCACAAGUUUGAAGUAUUAAAAAGCUCUAAAUAAUUCACACGACAUAAACAAAGGAUUCUCGUCCAGCAUGCCACUGCUUCCUCUUUACUCAUUAAGAGGACUGUAAUUCUUAUACAUUGUGACAGGCACAGGGUAAAACUGAAAUGGUCUUGCAUAAUGCAGAUGCAGCUGGUAAAAUAAUGUCAAAAGUAAGUGAGUGUUGACGCAAUUGUUUAG
This is a messenger RNA of Menidia menidia (Atlantic silverside), 3834 nucleotides long. The record is from the annotation of a GenBank genome assembly. Lineage: Eukaryota; Metazoa; Chordata; Actinopteri; Atheriniformes; Atherinopsidae.